Lycium ferocissimum is the source of this 1572-nucleotide messenger RNA. RefSeq names its product CENP-B homolog protein 2-like. Gene Ontology annotation, molecular function: DNA binding. Gene Ontology annotation, cellular component: nucleus. The record is from RefSeq and is a predicted model, not a curated record. Lineage: Eukaryota; Viridiplantae; Streptophyta; Magnoliopsida; Solanales; Solanaceae.
CCGUACCCAACAAUGGCUUCUCAUCUAAAAGGUGUCACAAAAUCAACAAUGACAGAUCAAAUACGUAUAGCAUUAUGUGAGUACAAAAGAGAUCAUUCCACAUGCAAAAAAGAUUUGCAGUUGUGGCUUGAUGAAAAUUUUCAUUUGAAAGUUAGUCAAGGUACAAUAUCAAACACACUCAAACGAUCAGCUGAGUAUCUUUCGGCUAACUUAGAAAAAGGAAGGGAUAUCAAGCGCCACAAGCCAGCAAAAUUUCCAGACACGGAGAAGGUUGUUUAUGAGUGGUUUCUCCAAUACCAAGACCGUGUGAAUAUAACCGAAGAGUUAAUUUUGGAGAAGGCGAGAGAUACAAUGAAACUUUUAUAUCCUCAACAAGAUUUUGAGCACAACUUUUCUCAAGGUUGGCUUGAGAAAUUCAAGCAAAGACAUGGUAUCAAGUCAUUUCGUCAUUUUGGAGAGAGUGGUUCGGUUGAUAUACAAGACAUGGAGAUGAAAUUGGAGUCCAUAAGGGAAAAAAUAGACCAGUUCCCUAUGAAAGAUGUUUUUAAUAUGGAUGAAACUAGUUUGUUUUACAGGUUACAAGCUGGUCAUUCUCUUGCUACGAAACAACUUGAAGGAAGAAAGCAAGACAAAGAAAGGCUCAUGGUUGUUAUUUGUUGCAAUGAGGAUGGAUCUGAAAAAAUUCCUUUAUGGAUUAUUGGAAAAUAUGCAAAGCCACGUUUCUUCAAGAAUCUCAACAUGAACAGCUUGAAUUGUCACUAUCGUGCAAACGAAAGAGCAUGGAUGACAAGUGUGCUUUUUGAUGAAUAUAUUCGUUGGAUUGACCACAAAAUGCAUAGUAGACGAAUUUUUCUUGUGGUAGAUAAUUGUCCAGCACAUCCAAGAAAUAUUGAAGGACUACAAAAUGUUGAAUUGCUUUUCUUGCCACCCAACAUGACAUCAAAAAUUCAACCUUGUGAUGCUGGGAUAAUAAGAGCUUUCAAGAUGCAUUAUCGCAGUAGAUUUUACCGUAGGAUAUUAGAAGGCUAUGAGCUGGGACAAAUCGAUCCAGGAAAGAUUAAUGUUUUGGAUGCUAUCAAUCUUGCGAUCGCGGCUUGGAUGACAAAUGUUCAGCAAGAGACAAUAGCAAAUUGUUUUCGACACUGCAAAAUUUGUUCGGGGGAUGAAGCCUUAAGGAAUUUAAAUGAACCCACUUGUGAAAACGACAUUCAUGAACUUGAGGUCAUGAUUAAUGAUCUCGGUUACUGCAAUAAAAUGGAUGUCAAUAGCCUGUUGGAGUACCCGGGUGAAAAUGAUACAUGUUCAGAGGUCCAGAGCUUAGAAGAAAUUGUGGAUACCAUCGGAGAAAACAAUGUUGAUGAUGAAGUUGAAGACGAUACAAUACCUUUGGAACCAGUUACUCGUAAGGCACUUAUUGUGUGUAGAACUCUUCACAAUUAUUUGGUGCAAUUCGAGAAGACAACACCGAAACUUUUGGAUGCAAUAAGAAAAGUUAGAGAUGACCUUCAACUAGAUUUAAAUUUUAACAAAAAACAAAAAACACUAGAAUCAUAUUUCACUAAAUUGGCUUAG